AUGUUGGAUUCUUCUCUAUGGGGCCGUUUGCUGCAGGUGCUGCAGCGCACGCUGCGGAAUGCUGCUGCUGCUUCUCUGCGUCGUGUGGUGUUGGGUUCAGUUGUUAAGCGGCUGAGCAAGCAGCAGCUAGAGGUUGCAGUAGGUGGGGGGGAGGUUUGUCUCCUUUCUGUUGAUAUAGAAACGAAACCCCUUACAGAUGCGCUGCAUGCAGCAGGUUGGGGAUGUCUCUCCGUUGUCAGCUGCCACGUUGGCUCUAUUACCCUCAAGCUGCCCCUCACCCUCCGCAUAUCAAGACCUACACUUCUGAUACGUAUACAGGGCCCCCUACAGGGGCCCGUAGACGGUACAGUACAGGGGUUCCUGCCACCCGAAGCGCCAGCAGCAAAUGCUGUUGCUGCAGCUGCUGCUUCGGCAGCAGCUGUCGCUGACGAAACACCUCCGAUGCAGCCACAGCACCCCCACCACUACCCUCCCGGGGGCCCCCAAGGGGGCCCUCUGCAUUGGGAGGCACCUGCUAAAGCAGCAAUGAAACGGGGGAGUUUGCAGUCGAUAGCAAGGAGGGCCGCUAGGGGGCUCACCUCUUGCGCAGUCAAGGGUCUUGCGGACACGAAGCACGGGUCAGCAUCUGCUGCUGCUGCAGGAGCAGCAACCGCCGCCGCCGCAGCAGCAGCAGCAGGUGGAGGUGCCGGCACGGACGGGUCGUCGCUGGCUCAGGGCAUGCAUCGUACGUUCACUAGAGAGGAGAUUCCUGCUCUGUCUGAGGCCCCCUCAUCUUUGUUCUCUUCGGAAGCGUCCAGAGAAGCUCAUGCUGCCGGCGACUGGGGGCCCCCAUCGGGAACGCCUUGGGCCCCUGUGGAGGGGCCCCCCGUUGCAGAGAGUACCCUGUAUGGCAUGGAGUCUCUGCUGGCGCUGCUGCGUCGUGCACUGCACAGCGCAGCAGGGGCAGUAGACCUCUCUGUAGAGCUCAUCACCAUCUGCAUAUACGCAGAGGAGGACCCCCAGUGUCCCACCCACGGACCCCUGCAGACACCAUCGCCAGGGGCCCCUGACGUGGGCCCUGCCGCUGCAGUGAGGCGCUGCAACUCCUCCUGGGACCUCGAGACAGGUGACGGAGGACAACCGGACAAGAGUAACGAUGCAGAAGCAACAGCAGCAGCAGACCACAUACCAGAGGCUGUACCCUGUGGCUACAACGGGGCCCCACGAACUGCGUUGAGUCCUCCUUAUAACAGGAAGCCCCAACACAGCCGGCGGCGACAGUUGCAGCAACACGGGUCAGGAGGGGACCCCUGGUCUUCAGGUGCUCACUCUCUCGCAGGUUCCCCCUGGACAGCAGAGGGGCCCCCAGGGGGGGGGGCCCCAGGGGGGCCCCCAGGGAAAGCUGCGGGGUGCCACCCACGAUCGCUUUGGGCAGUGCGUUUGCAUUUGGAGGGCCUCCGUGGGUGCGACUCGUUUGAAGGCGGCGCGCAGCUGCAGCUGGGGGGCUUUCAGGUGUCUUUGCUGCCCCCUCUUCCUGUUGCAGCGUUUAGGUCGAGAGGAGAAGAUAGCUGGGUUGCUGCAGCAGGUCUGCUGCUGCUGUCCACCAGGGCCCCCAAUAGCGUUAAUGGGUGGCGGGUGCCCCUUCGUGCCACGGGGGGCCCCCCGCAACAGCCUGCGACAGCCACUGACCAAGCAGUAGGAACGGCGGCAACAACAGCAGCAGCAGCAGCAGCAGCAGCAGCAAGGGAGGGUGCUGCCCAGAUCAUUGGAAGGGUCGCCUUGCAGACGGGGCUCCGCUCUGUAACGGCCAUGCAGUCCGAGGCACACAUGAGGGAGUGUGUGUCGCUCCUGCACAGACAGCCAAGUGCUGCUGCUGCUGCUAGUACUCCCGCUACUGCUGCAGCGUACUCGAGGGGACCGCUCGCAGCAGCAGCAGAAACAGCAGCAGCAGCAGCAGCAGCAGGCGAGUGGACCGCCGGCAGGUGCAGCUGCGACGGCUGCCUCAAUGAGGCGCGCUGCAUGUUUGCUAGCAGCAGCAGCAACAGCACCAACAGCAGCAGCGAAUCCUCAGAAGUUCUUUUUGACUAUGGCGUUUGUCUCUCUGUCCCCUUAGUGCUGGUGUUGCUGGGCCCGGAGCACCUGCGUCUCCUGCGCCUUAUAGGGGAGGCCCUCGGGCUGCAGCCGGGGUCAUCGACAGCAACCAGCAGCAUCACCUGCAGCAGCAGCAUGAGCCGAAUCAGCAGCUGGAGCAGCAGCAGCAGGAGCUGCCACACGAGCCCACGCGAGCCUUCGCAGGACCCCCUGUUGCGUUGCGAAUCCGCAGCAGCAGCAGCGGAAGCGCCAGAACAGAGCGUCGCUGGCACUAGCAGCAGCAGCAGCAGCAGCAAUAGCAAUAGCAACAGCAGCAGCAGCAGCAGCAGCAAACGGAGCAACAACAUUGGCAUGUUCACUCCUGGCAGUAGCAUUUUGGCGACUGGGGCUUGGGGCCCCCGUGUACAGCAGGAGGGGGGCCCUCUUGUGGGCCCCCCUCUAGCAGGCUCUGUGCCCCGCUCAGUGUUUUUUGGAGAGGAGGGUGGAGACAGUUGCAGCUUUGGAGGGCCCGCAAGAAGUGAGGGGGCCCCAUGGGCCGCCCCUGCUGAGGAGAGCGAAAACCCUCGCGAAGCACCCCAGGGGGCCCCCUGGUGGUGGCGCGCUGCUGCGUUUUGCGCGCUGGUUGACAGAGGGGGUAGUGAGUUUGGGAUAGAGUCGGGGAUCGGAUCCCAGGAUCCGGAGGAGUCGGACCUCCCGCUUGGGGGAGAGGUGCUGCCGUUCCCUCCUGUUGAGGAGGAGCUGCAGCAGCUGCAGCAGCUGCAACAGCAACCGCAGCAGCAGCUGCAGCAGCAGCAGGAGCGACAGCGGCAGCAGCAUCGGCUCCAAAGGAGGUUGCAAAACCAGGAAGAGCUGCAGCUGCCCAAGGAAAAGGGGAGGCAACUGCAGCAGCAGCAGCAUCAACAACAGCUGCUGCUGCUGCAGGCAGGGGUGGAACAGCGGCAACAGCACAAAAACAAUUGCUUUUCCGUCGAGAACGAAGCAGCAGCACGGAUAAACACGCAGCAGCAGACAGCAGCAUGUGAAACGCAUCACAUGUGUAGACGUCCUCAAACACAGCAGCAGCAGCUGUUGCAGCAGCAGCAGGAGCGGCAGCUGGAAGGGGUUGCGCCGCACCUCUAUAGCGGAGAUGUUAUCGGUGGUUGUCCCGCUGCUCCUGCUGCCGCGGCUGCAGCUUGUGGUGAGGGUCCUUGUGCUGCAUACACGCCAACUUUUGACAGCAGGAGCGCAGCAGCUGCAUGCUUCGGACGCAGCACAGCGGCACCGGCAGCACCUGCACCAGCAGCAGCAGCAGUGACAGCAGCAGCAGGUGCCAUUUCUCCUCGUGCUUCGUUUGUCGUCAGCUUAGCAGUGAAAACAGUGGCUGUUCACUUCGUCAGCAGCAGCAACUUCUGUCCGCUGCUGCUGCCGGACUGCGGCCUGCCGUGGGGCCCCGGCGGGCCCCCCGCAGCUUCUUGGGGGGCCGACGGGGCCCCCUUUGAGGGUUCUCAGGAGAACGCGGGUGCGGCAGACACAGCGCAGCAGCACGAACAGCAGCAGCAGGUGAGUAGCUGCGGGGGGCCCCAGGGAGCGCUCGUACAGGCAGCAGCGCUAGCACGAGAGUUUUGUGUGACUGCUUCUGCUCCUGCUGCUGCUGCCAUCUCCACGGAGCAAGUCUUUAGGAAAGGGGGGCCCUGCAGUCUCCUGUGGGCCCCCGUGCCUUCUGCGCAUAUCUUGUCUCUAUUUGUUUCUGAUUUGUCUGUCUCUGUCUUUUCCCCUACCUGCAACAGCAGCAGCAGCACCAGCAGCAGCGGCUGUGGGGCCCUGGCUGGUGGGUGCGCUCCUGCAGAAGGGGUGCUCUUGAACGCAGUGCCUUCGGCUGCUCCGUUUACAGGAGCAGCAGCAGCAGCAGCAGCAGCUGCGUCUGCUGCUGCAGCAGAUGCAGGAAGAGGAGGGGCCCCUCGGGCCUUAGGCUCGGGAAGGCUAUCAUCAGUAAACAUGCGGACACAGCAGCAGCAACAGCCGCAGUUGACACAGUCACAACAGCAGCUGCAGCAGCAGCAACCUUUGCACGUGCUACAGAGUGUGCUGUUUGUGGGGCAGUGGGCCCUACAGUUCUAUGAGGCGAAAAACUCAGGGGCCCCAGCAGCAGAACCGUGGGGCCCCGGGGCCCCCGAGGGGCCCCUUAGACGUGUGUGGAGGAGCUUGCAGCAGUUUAGGCAACCCGCUGCUGCGGAUCAAGGAGCAGCAGAAGCAACAGGUGCUGCUGCUGCUGAUAUGCAUGUUGCAGAAGCUUCGGCUGCAGCAGCAGCUGCUGCUGCCAGUGAAGAGGAAGCCUCGCUUUCUCUAGAGUCGGUAGCUGCUGCUUCUCCUCUUCCCAACACGCCUCCGCAGCUUUUUAGCAGUGGCAGUCUCGGUACGUGCAGCAGCAGCUGCAACAACAGCAGCAGGUGCAGCAGCAUCUGCAGCAGCAGCAGCUGUAGCAGCAGCUGUAGCAGCAGCAGGAGCAGCAGCAGCAGCAGGAGCAGCAAAUCCAACACCGCACCUGCGGCUAACAGCAGCUUGGGGUCAGGGGAGAAUGGUUCUGAGGGACUGAAAGAGCUGCUGAGUGGAGACGGCGGUGCUGCACGAGCAGCAGCAGCUAGCAGCAGCAGCAGUAGAUGCAACAGUAGCAACACCAGGACGCCAGAAGCACCAGACAGGCAGAAACCGAUCAGUACGCCGACGCCGAAACGUCGUGCAGAGGCAAAAAAAGGAGGAACAACGACAACAAAAAAUAACAGAGCGGGCAGCAACCCUAGCUGCAGAAACCGCUGCAGCAGCAGCGACAGCAGCAAUAGCAGCAGCAAGAGCAGCAACAACAGCAACACCAGCAGAAACAACAGCAACACCGGCAACAAAAACAGCAGCAGAAACGACAGAAAGUGCAGCAGCAGCAGCAGCAGCAGCAGCAGCAGUAAGAGGAACAGAAGAGGCAGCAGCAGCAGCGACAGCGCAUUUGAAGAGUCCGUUAGAGAGCAAAGACAAGCACAAGACGAAGAGGAUCUCGCCAGCAGAACUGCUGCAGCAGCGUCUAGGAUGCCUGCCGCAGCAGAAACAGCAGCAGCAACAGAAACACCAACAGCAGCAGCAGCAGACAGGGAAGCUGCGGAUUGGCCAAGUGGAGUAAAGGCCCCUGCUUCAUCUGCAAGGGGACGCAAAGGGCGUGGUGCAGCCACGGCAGGAGGGGCAGGAACGGUAACAGCAGCAGCAGCAGCAGCAGAAGCAGCAGCAGCAGCAGCAGGAAGAACAGGAGGGUGGAAGGGCGUCCUCAGAGGUAGACGUUUUGUGCUCAAGGAGGGAGGCUCGAAUGCUGCUGCUGCAGCUCCGUCAGCAGGAGCGACGCCAGCAGCAGCAGCAGCAAUAGAAACAGCAGCAGAUGAGGAGCAAGAGAAGGACCAGUUGCAGCAGCUGGAUAUUGCUGCUGGCCCCGGCAGCGCAUGCAGCAGCAGCAAGUUCCUCUCUCCUCAGUGCAGCAGCACGCCUGACAGUGGCACAUCGGAAGAAGUUACAUGCCCCAUAAGAGUAGCAGGUUCACCAGCAGCAGCAGCAGCAGCAGCAGCAACAGCACCAGCAGCAGCAGCACCAGCCGCAGCGACGGGGAGAAAGGGAACGCGGAAGAGCUUCUUGAAGCCUGGCGGGAAGCAGCCGAAGCUUGAUGCUGAGCAAGUGCCACCAGUAGAAACAGCAGUAGCAGCAGAUGCUGCUGCUGCUGUUGCUGCUGCUCAUGCUGCUGCUGCUGCUCUGCAGUGUACAGGGAGCGACGAGGAUAUGUGCAGCAACAUCUUAGGAGGGGAAGUUUUGGAUGACCCCUUUGACACCUUCUCCCUGGCCCAGCAGCAGCAGAGGCAACAGCAGCAGCAACAGCAGCUGCUGAAGCAGGAGGUGCAGCAGCAGCAGCCGGAUAUGUCAACAGCAACUGAAGAGGCUUUAGGGAAUGCGCAGGGCACAUACGGCGCAGUGACAGGCGCAGAAAUAGCAGCGGCAACGGCAGCAGCAGCAGCAACAGCAGCAACAAGGCUUCUGUGCGGUGCUGCUCCUGAAGCUCGAUGGGUUUCUUCUCGUCAGGCGGUGGACGGGCCCUCGUUUGUUGCUGCUGCGUCAGUCCCUGGCAGCAAUACUGCAGCAGCCGAGCUUUUCAACUGCAGCAGCAGCAGCAGCAGCAGCAACAGCAGCAGAUGCAGCAGGAGCACCAGGAGCCUUGGCGUUCCGCAGCGGGUCGUGCCGGCGCUGCAGGAGCUGACGGAGGCUCUGAACGCUGCAGCAACUGGAGGGGCCUUUGGGGGGGGCCCAGUGGAGUACCAGGCGCACUUGCUGCUGUUUGGGGCUUGGCGGGAGGCAGCAGUAGGCAGAGGUUCUGAUGCUGCUGCUGUUGAUGCUGCUGCAGCUGCAGAUGCUUCUAUUGCUGCUGCAGCAGGAGGGACAACGUGCGGUUCGGGGAGACACAGACAGCGAGGCUCGCACGGCAAGAGGCUGCAUACGUACAGAUGCAGUAGCAGCAGCAGCAGCAACAGCUGCAGCAGCGGCGGUGAAAGCGACUACAGCCGCAGCAGCAGGAGUAGCCCUUUGGGAUUCAGACGCACAGGGGCCCCUCUGCUGAGAUGCAGGGGGAGUCUGAACGCGCGCUGCUGCCACAGAGAAGAAACCACAGCAGCAGCAGCAGCAGCAGCAGCAGCAGCAGCAGGUUGGGGGGGAUAUGCUGAGGGGUUUGAUCAUUCCAGGAGCUCUUUUGCUGCUUCGCCUCGGGGGGAGUACUGCUCCUUCCGACGCCGCAGACACAGCAGCAGCAGCAGCAGCAGCAGCAGCAGUAGCGGCAGCGGGAGCAGCAGCAACAGCAGCAGCAGCAGCAGCACUUCAGCAGGGUUUGUGAAGGUGCCUGAGGAGCUGCAGUGGGGCGUUCAUCAGGGAGUCUCGAUCACUCCUCUCGUUGCUCCCCCUGCUUUCCGCUCUGCGCACCUAGGUGCAGCACGAACAGCAGCAGCAGCAGCAACAGCAGCAGCAGCAGCAGCAACGGGGGACGUGGCAAGAACGCAUUUGACAGCCAAGACCAAGGGAGAGGGGGCCCCUCCUGUACCCUCUGCUAGCAGGGGGGCCCCUGCGUCGAGCGGGGACAGCCCAGAUAGACAUCCACUUGUAGCGCUGCGGCUUUCUUACUUCUCCUCUCUGCUGCUUCCUCAGGUUGCUGCUGUGCCCCGGCACUAUACAGACACCGUGGGGGGCCCCCCCCGCGUCGCCUCCAGGCCCCACACUCCACAGGCUUUGGCGUCAGCAGCAGCAGCAGCAGCAGCAGCAGCACCACCACCACCACCAAACCCAGCUGGUGCUGCAGCAGCGGCAGCAGGUAGGAAUGGUACCACCUCGACUGCUGUGCACACUGCACUUCAGCCAGCCCUGUCCGAUACAGCAGCAGCAGCUGCUGCUGCUGCUGCUGCAGCAGAGGCAGCCUCUGCUGCUGCUGCAGCAUGGGCAGACCUGAGCCUGGAGAUCGUCAUCGGCCAGCUGCCCAUUCAAAUCUUAGGGGGCAUCUUGCAGGUCUGCGACUUGGCGUCAGCUGCGCUACUGCCUUGUCCUGCUGCUGGGUCCGAUGCAGCAGCAGGCGCAACCGCAGCAUCAGCAGCAGCAGCAGAAGCUGCUGCUGGGCAGCUGGCACUGCAAUCCGCUGGUGAGCGGCUCCCUGUUUACUUCAGUCUGUCUCUCUCGUGUCUUCGUCUCCACGUCGGCGCCUCCGAGAGUUCAGAGGCAGCAGAAUCUAUUACAGCAGCAGCAGCAGCAGCAGCAGAAGCUGCAGGAGCAGCAGCAGCUCCAGGUAUAGAGCUGCAGUAUCUCCACCCGGAAAGUAACACUGUAGGGCAAGAGCUGUUCGACAGGAGCAGUAGCAGCAGCAGCAGCAGCAGCAGCAGCAGCAGCAGCAAUCUCCUUGUGGAUAUGUGCGGGUUGAAGGCUACGUACUGUCCAGGCGAACCGUUUUGGGGAGAAGACAGCAGUAGCAGCGGCAGCAGCAGCAGCAGCAGCAGCAGCAGCAAUAACAGCAACGACGGCAGCAGCAGCUGUACAGUCACCAGUGGCGCCCCAGCAGAUUCAGACUCUUCCCGAGCCUGUCAUGCAUCUUUGCUGCUGCAGCAGCACAUCCGCUGCUUCUUGCUGUACAAGCGAAAGCAGCAACAGCAGCAGCAGCAGCAGCAGCAUCACGACGCUCUGCAGCAGCAGCCUUGGGUGUAUCGGCUGCUGUUCUCUACCUGUGUGCCUAGCGACUCAACGCGUGACCCUUCAAGGGGCCCCUGGAUGGGGGCCCCUGGGGGCCCCCCAAUACAGCAGAAGUUUGCGUGGAUGCCGCUGGUACCCAUGCUAACAACUCCAGCCCCUUCAUUCUCUUAUAGGUGUCUCGGCCCGCCCGCCCACAACUCUCGAGCAGCAGCCACUGCAGCGGGAGCAUCGUCAGCAGCAGCAGCAGCUGCUGCUGCUAUCGGUGCAGCAGCAACUGCUGCAGCACCGCCCCGCAGAUGGGAUGCUGCAGAGGCGCCCACCGAUGAGGCAGGGAGGUGCGCGGACGGGCAGCAGCAGAAAGUGCAGCAGCAGCAGCAGCAGCAGCAGCAGGAACAGCAGCAGCAGCAGCGGGAAUGUGAGGUGGCAUCUCUUCAUGUGCCGUUUGUUGAGGCCUCUCUCGACUCCGAGUUGGCUGUCCCCUUGGGUGACCUGAUGCAGUGUGUCUCCUGGGUCUCCAGCGCCUUCAGCAGCAGGGGAGAAGAAACAGCAGCUGCUGCAGCAGGAGCAGCAGCAGCAGAGCAACAGCUACGGCAGAAACCGCAACUGCAGCAGCAACUGCAGCAGCAGCAGCAGCAGCAGCAGGUGCAGCCCCUGUGGAGACGACUGCUGGGAACACCCGGCAGCAGCGCGAGUGUCUCCUUCGGGGCGGUCUCGCUAGACUGCUGCCUGAAGAAACGCAGCUGCAGCAGCAACAAAAACAUGAGCAGCAGCAGCAGCCACAACAGCAACAACAACAGCAGGUUGACGAGCUGGCACUGUUGGGCCCCAUUGCCUACGGAUCUUUCAGCAGCAAAUGCAGCAGCAGCAGCAGCAGCAGCAGCAGGAUGUGUCUGUCGGUGCAGCAACUGCUCGAGUGGGGUGUACAUUGAGCUGGGGAGGUUGUUGUGUUCUUUCGCUUGUCUUCCUGGCGUCUCAGCAGCAGAGGGGGCGGCAGCAGCAGCAGCAGCAGCAGCAACAACAGCAGCAGCAGAUACGUGCUGCACGCGCUUGCUGGGGUCAGCCUCACUAGGCAGCAUUGCAGCCUUCAGUUGUUCGGAGCCGGUGUUUUACACCUGGAGGGCCUCCUUAUAUCAGGGCAGCAGCUCCCCACGCGACGCAGCAGCAGCAGCAGCAGCAACAGCAGCAGCAGCAGCAAAUUGCCGUGGAGGUUCUGCUGGUACCCCGUAUUCCCUUUCAGUGCAGGAGAGAGACUGUGUGUUCUCGGUGAUCGUUGGUGGGAGAGAUCUCGGCGACGAUCCCUGCAGCAGCAGCAGCGACACCACUAGCAGCAGCAGCAGCAAAAGCAGCAGCAGCAACAGCAGCAGCAGAAAGUACAUCUGUAUAGAGACUGUGGAGGUGAAUGCAGAGUGCCUCGUGGGCGUCUGCAGCACAAGGGCAUUAGAAGGAGCCACUGCAUGUCUUACAGUCCUCGAGCAGUGUCUGGUAGCAGCUACACCCACGCCGCAGCCGCAGCAGCAGCAGCAACAGCAGCAGCAGCAGCAGUUGCUGCCGCCGCUGCAGCAACAGCAGCAGCAGGAAGGGAUCACAUUUUCGUUCGAGGGAUUGCGACUGAAAGGAAGCAUAUCUCAGAGCUUGUUGCUGCUUCCGCGUUUCUAUGAAGCACUGCAACCUGCAAGGGAAGCUCCACCAGCAGCAGCAGCAGCAGCGGCAGCAGCAGCAGCAGCAGCAGCAGAAGCGGUGGUUCAAGGAGGGCCCCAGGAGUGGAAAGAGGGCCCCGAGGGCCCCAGCAUGAGGGGGCCCCCCGACGCUAGCGAGCCGGUACUGGACUUAGAGGGCGCGGGCUGGCUGGCAGUGCUGCACGUGAAGGCUCUGCGCCUUGAAUCGCAGCAGCAGCAGCAGCAGCAGGGGCAAGGGCAAGGGCAGGCUGGGUGGAGAGGAACGGCUGCAGCAGGAGGUACAGCAGCAGGAAUAGUAGGGUCAGCAGCAGCAGCAGCAGCAGCAGCAAGACUGCAUAUUGGCGUUCACUGCAGCUCAUUGGAGUUAUAUCUUCUGGAUGAGGGGACACGUCUCUGUCGCUGUGCUGCAGCAGGUGAUGAGGUGUCUCUGCAGCAGCUGUCUCUGGUGCCGCUGCCUUCGCCUCUGAUACGAAGGCCCUUCCUUGCUGCAGGGGCCCCCUGGGAUGCACUUGCAUCCGCUUGCUGCUGCUGCUGCUGCUGCGGCGGCGGCAGCAGCAGCAGCAGCAGCUUCUGGAGAGGGGACAAUCGCGCUGCGACCUGCCCUAGGGACGGAUUGCUACCAGCAGCAGCAGCAGCAGCAGCAGCAACAGCACACCACAAGGCUCCCUUACCGGCUCUUGUCUUCAGAGCAGAUGCAGCAGCUCCUCUGCUUCCCCGCUGCGGGUUGAUGCGUCUGUUGGUUGCUGAUGGGUCUGUCUGUUCGCUGCUUCUUCCAGCAGCUCUAGGAGUUAAUAGCACAGCAGAAGCAGCAGCAGCAGCAGCAGCACCAGCUUCUGCUGCUGCUGCAGCAUGUGGUGUUGCUGCAACAGGCAGCAGCAACCCAGGGUCGUUUCGCGGGCUGCUGCGCUGCAGCAGCAUGGAAGGGACCCUGUCCCCAGACAGCCUGCGGUGUCUGCUGAUUGUCUGCGUAGAGUUGCAGUGUCUCCUUUCUCUACAGGAGACACCAGCAGAGCUGCAGCGUCUAGCGAACGCAUGGGAACGUCUCCUCGCUGCUGCUGCUGCUGCUGCUGGUGUUGCAGCAGCUGCCGGCGCAGCAACUGCUGCACCUGCUGCACCAGAUGCUGCGGCUGCUACUAUAGCAACUGCAGCAGCCGCUGCACGCAAAAACCAAAAGCAGCGGGAGACAGCAGGAGACAGCUCAGAGACACUCCUUGAAAGGGCGUCAGAAGGCAUUCUGCAGAACCGCAGCAGCCGGCAGCAGCAGCAGCAGCAGCAGCAGCAGACAAAUCUGCUAGAAGGUGUAGACCUUAAUGCAUUUCUAGUGCAACGGGGAGGCAACAAACAUGGGGGCCCAUUGGGGACCCAGCAGGGGCCCCCAAAGGGCCUCCUCAACCUCAGCAGGAGCAGCAGACGUCUGUCGCCGAAGGACAGCCAACCAGCGCGAGAGCGCAGCAGCACAGCAGCAGCCGCGGAGGCAGCAGCAGGAACAGCAGCAGGAGCAACUGGGGGGGCAGACAGAUUUAAGGAGGCGCUGAAGACUGUAUCGGCAGCAGCAGCAGCAGCAGCCACCGCUGGUGCAGCAGCAGCAGCAGCAGCAACAGGGCAGGAGGAGGAGAGUGAUGAUUCCGAGUCUUCUUGGGAGGAGGCAGCAGACGGAGACACUUCAGGUGUAUCUGCAGCUGCCCGCAGCAGGGCCCAUGUGUCGUGUACAGCAGCAGCAAUAGAAGAGAUGCAGCAGCUCGAAGCAACAACCCGAGCAGAUGUUGCAGCGCUCUAUAAACAAGACAGAGAGGGGCCCCCUGGGGGCCCCCAGGAGACGCCUGCUGCUGCUGCAGCAUCUGCCUCUCUUGUCAUGCAGACUGAACAGGAUAAAGACCAGACUAGCAGCAGCAGCAGCAGCAGCAGCAACAACAACAACAGCAGCAGCUUUCGCGGGUUGCCUGUGGGUGUGGCGGCAACAACAGAGGAUUACUUCGGGAUGCCUGCUGCUGCUGCUGCUGCAUCUACAGGGCCUCACUAUUUCUUUGACUUCUCUUCAUCUGGGCCGAGCAGCUGCAGCGAGGAAGAGAGCUGGCGUUUGCCUGUGGAGGGGGCCCCCUGGGGCCCCCCCUUGGGGGGCACCUGGGGGCCCCUGCUGCAGCAGCGGGCCCGCAUAGAAGACCCCGAGACUGGGCUUGUGCAGCAGGUCCCCUGGGGGCCCCUGCUGCAGCUUGAGGUGGGUACAGCUUCUCUUACAUUCUUUCAGGGGCCCCACUUCUCCGACGGGGUGCAGCCGCCCCUGGGGUUGCGGCCUGACUUGCUGCGUCUCUGCUGCAGCAAUACCAGCGCUGUUCUCGCGUGCACAGGCAGCAGCAGCAGCAGCAGCAGCAGCAGCAACAGUACUAGCAGCAGCAGCAGCAGCAGCAAAGGGGGAUUGCGGCGGUUUUUCGGGUUGCGUGUUGGUGAUGUAAGUAUAGAAGAUUUGGUUGAGGGCUCUUCGUUUGGCUUGCUGCUGAGAUACCAUGAAGACGAGCUGAGCAGGCCGCGGCCUUCAUCCUCUUCUAUGCUGCGUGUCUUAGCUACAGAGUACUGGCUGCCUCCUCCUCCACAGGAGCAGCAGCAGCAGCAGCAGCAGGAGAAGCACCAGCAGCAGCACCAGCACCAGCAGCAGCAGCAGCAGCAGCAGCAGCAGCUAGAAUAUGAUGUAGAUGUCACCGUGCUACCUUUUGCGGUGUCUCUACACCAAUGCACUGUCGAUGCUGUUGCUGCUUUCUGGGAGCAGACGCUUCUUGCUGGUGCUGUUGAGCUGCAGCCUUCGUUGCUGCUGCUGGAGGAGGAGCAGCAGCAGCAGCAGUCUGCUGCUGCCUGCAGCAGGGGGCCCCCCUCUUCAGCAAGGGGAGGGGGCCCCCGCGGGGGUCCCCCCAGCGGGGCCUCACCGUCUACCUUUCGCUCGCGGGCCCACUGCGAGAGGCACCACGACCAUCACCAGCUCGUCUACCAAUACCAGCAUGAACACAGACAGCGCGCAAAGCAGCAGCAGCAGCAGCAGCAACAGCAGCAGCAGCAGCAGUCCAGGAGGCGGAGAGGGGCCCCCUCAAACUUUGCGUGGGAGCCGCCGACAGCAGCAGCAGUACCCUUUGAUUUCAUUGGGUUUGAAGGCAUAGAGAUGGCGGUGCCUGCUCAAGUACUCUGCGACAUUUCUUCUGUCGGCGCUCUCUUCAGCAAAUUCACAGCUCACUGGCUUGCUUGCCUCAGCAGGGCCAUAAUGCUGAGGUGUAUCGACAGCGUACCCCCCCUCAGCUGUCUCCUCAAGGGGGGCCGCAAACUGCGCAGCUGGCUGCAGCGGCUGUUCAGGAGGCGCCGGGGGUGUCUUUCUGAGAGGGCCCUGCGCGGUGUACAUACACUGCUGUAUUUGUUGGAUCGUGCCUAUACACCCGGGAGCUGUCCCCCGUAUCCUUCGGCUACAUUCCGUGCCCGCAGCAGCAGAGGCAGCGACGUGCUUCUGCUGCUGCAGCAGCAGCAGCCAGGCAGCAGCAGCAGCAGCAGACGCCGACACAACCCAAGCACCCAGGGCAGCAGACGGCUGCUGCAGAGACCACCAACUUCACAUGCAUCUUAUGAGGCUUCUUCUGCAGAGGGCGGCAGCUGGGGGGGGGCGCGAGACAGCGAAGGCGGCAGCGAGUGGGCCGUUGUGCAUCUAGGGGCUGAAGGAUUCUAUGAGCCUGAAGGUGUAGCAGCAGGCCUGGGCGAUGCAUGCCGCUGCGUGUCUCGGGGGUUUGGCUCUGCCCGCGACGUUUGUCUGCGUCUGUACACCCCAAAUGCAGGGGGCGUAGAGGUGCUGCAGAUUGCUGGCCGUUUGUUUCCCACUCUUCUUCUCAGACCUCUGCUCGGCAUUUCUGAGGGAUGCACCAGAGCUGUACAGGGGGCCCGCAACCAGCUGCGGCCUGCAGCGCGGGCCGAGUGGCUGGCGGGGGCGCGUCGCCCCCGCGUUGACAUUGGUCAGAUAUGUUCAGAUGAAGACGAUGAUAUGCUCAUUGCUUGA
Molecule: messenger RNA, 13986 nt
Organism: Eimeria mitis
Lineage: Eukaryota; Apicomplexa; Conoidasida; Eucoccidiorida; Eimeriidae
Cellular component (GO): nucleolus; nucleoplasm
Source: RefSeq, a predicted model, not a curated record